CAUGAAAACCUUUCAGCAUAAUCAGAAUGUUUACUUCCCAUUGUCAGUCGCACUGAAAUUCUACUAAACUAAAUGUCUGAAAGUCAAAUGAACACACCCAGAUAAUGUGGAUUAGAGACUAAUUGUUCCUAUAUGUAUAUGUUUAGUCGGACUCACGCUGGCCUGGGGGCGCUCUCUGUAUGCUCCACAGUUCCCGCCCCUGGGCUUUGACAUGGAAUUAAUAGAAGUUAACCACUACAGAAGACAACAGGGCAAAAAUCCAGGCUGGUACUUUUUUUUUGGACUUACGAGGAGACUGUGUUUAUGCUCUGAAUGUUUAGAAAUUCAUGGAUGGUAGGAAGACUCGACAUGUUGCCAAUUAGCUGCCAGCUAAACCAGAAACCACUAAAUACUAACAAUCAGAAAAAGGAGCAUAUCUUCAGCUUGUGUAGCGGAGGCGGAUCCGCUUCAUUCCAUAAAUCCAUCCCCCACUUAUGCUUGAUUACUGGGAUAAAGGACUGUCGUUCAUUUGAACUGUGUAGUUGGGCUUAUGGCUGUAGCUCUGCUCAACUGUGCAUGGAACUGAAUGUUCAAGUCUGGUGUCUCCUCUGAGCUCUGUUUACAGCUUCACAGCUAAAUCUGUGGUGUGACCGGAGGAUUUGACCAAUCAGGAAUCCAAGAGAGAAGUGACAGAAUAAAUGCAAUAAAACAUUUCAGCAUCAGAGGAGAGUUUCAGAGAUGAGAGAUGGCCUUGGGUGAUCUGUCACAACCAGAAACCAGAGUGUCUGUCCAUGCUCAUCUGAUGAGAGUGGUGAACAUUUUGGUGUAUCACUAAAAGGAAAAAUGUGCAUGAGUGCAAUGGAAAUGGACUGAGCGACUAAAAUGUCACUCCAGUUUCCGGACUUCACUGUACUGGAAAAAAUGGCACAAACAGCUGACGCGAGUAGAGUUUAAAGGGUUCACUGUGGAACAUUAAGAUGGGUUCAUUUGCGGAAAUAGAAUUAAAAAGUAUGAGUGCUCUCAAAUAAAAAUAAAGGUGUUUAAGUAGUAGUAGUGCUCUUUAUUAAGUCAUACAGAUGCAAACGUCAUAAACAAAGUGAGUUUUGUACGGAAAAAGCCACAGAGAGAAGAAGCUUAUAUGCCUGCCCGUCAUUAUCCCCCUCUAAACCCCCUUUAUACCCUUCUAAUGUAGAAAGGAAAACAAUACAUACAUCACGGGAAAAGAUAUUAAAAUGCAUACAUGUACAGGUUACUCAUAUGCAUGUGCACAUGAACAUAUGUAGCCUACUAUGGGCAAGGGCCCUGCUUCCUGGAAGCUGUCAUCUUGCACUGCCAUGUUUCUACAGCAGCACCGAAAGAACAAACCAGCCAGCAUGUGUUUUGCAUUUUGAAGCAGAGGCGUAUUAUGCAAACAAACACGAUCAACAUCCUUGUGCUUGGUGAAGGCAGGGAUGAAGGUCGGAGUCCUAUGUUUGCUACCAUGAUGUGUUACUAAAAAUACCAAUGCACAUCUUCUUUAAGACAAAUCUUGGCAAAUUCAGUUCCAUUAUUUUUUUUUUUAUCUAAACCGUUUCAUAGUCUGACAUAACGUCUGCACCCAGCGUUAUUCGUUUAUUUAUGGCGCUGGUAUUACACUGAUGCAAAAAUAAUAAGCGGUGUGUGCAUGCUUGGUGGGGUUUAUCUGCAUGAUACUGUGUGUGUGUGUGUGUGUGUGUGAGAGAGAGAGGGAGAGGGAUCCCCCAACCCCCCUCUCGCUCUACCUUGAAUGGAAUUUCAGGAGGAAACACGUUAGUAUCACAGCACGUACAGUAGUCAUGUUCUCACUCCCACCUCUCCCCACAGCAACCACCCUCCUCCCCGGCAUCCAAUUUACCAGCAUGCGAUGCAUUUAGAUUACUGGGGGUGUCGCCUCACUACAUGCGUCUCACAUGACUGCGCUGCAUAUUAGAACUCAGGUCGGAAGCCAAUGGGGUUUCGGUGUGAAGGUGACGUCAGGGGGCGGAUCGGUAUGCUCGUGUAUGUAUGUGUGUGUGUGUCUGUGUUGCUCGCGUGCAUGUGCAAGAAGCUUAGACAGCUAUGUACUCCUGUACAGGCGUAACUCUGUGUGUAUGUGUGUGAGUGAGUGAGUGAGCGAGCAGUCAGUCAGUGUGUGCAGCUCGGCCGGCCUCCCUCCCUCCCCCCGCACUCAGUGGACUAGAUUCCCAGCCACGUAAGAAGCACAGCGGCACCACGGGAGAGAGGAUGUCCUGCUGAAUCCAGGGAUUGGCCUGGGAAAGUCGGCCGGCCGUCCCUUCCUUUUCCUUCCUUCCAGCACCUUACAGCAGCAGACAUAAUCCACAGAUACGACACUUUUUUUUUUCUUCUUCCACGCACCGGACCAGAGAAAGACCGAGGACGUCGACUCCCGCACACAAAGAGCUGCAGCAGUUUUUAUUUUAUUAUUCUUCUUCUUCCGGAUGGGCUUUUCUCCCCUCAUGUAUUAGAUGACAAUCACCGUGCACGGAUAAUAUGAUCCCGGGGAACAAGGCCGUGCACUGACCUGAUACUAGUUAGCCAAGGAAGCUAACUAGUUAGCUCUGCACCUGCUAGCCAUCAUUUAUUUGACAGUCAAAUUUCGGCUUUAAAUCCAGUCGUGUUUAAUUAGAAUGCAACACUUGCUGUGAACGUUUUUUGCUUGUAUUUACUUUUAGUUCAUUUCUUUCCGUGCCUGUAAGAUAUUUUCCUUUCGUAUGAAGCCUUCAAUGCCAUUAACCGGCGGCGAGAUAAGCUAACACACAAGCUGCGGGUUAACUUGGGUCUCAUUCAUUGUAUUCGCUGACUUUUGUUGCCUUUGUUGCACUUUUGUUCUCGCUAACGUUGAUGAGAUUUACAGCAGGUCUGUGCAGAGGGUUUUUCGGAUAAGUGGGGGCAGGAAUUCUGUUUAUUUCCUUUUUUUUUCUUGCAUGGAAAUCCAAGUGAGGUAAAUUAACGAUUGAACUGUUAAUAAUAAUUUAAAAAAGAGCCAUUUUGUUGUAUGCAAACCAACGAGGCAGCUCUGCCCGGUGAUAACCCGCAGUUUCCAGCAGCCGGCUGCAUUUAAACCAAUUUAUUUGUUUGGUCCUUUUGUUCAAGACUCACUGAGGUGCUGGACUAUUUGUGAUAUUGCACUUUAAAUCAAAGUGGUGCCUGCAUUAAGGAGCAGAGGAACGAGGAGGAGGAGGAGGAAGGUCCCCACUGAUACUGUGGAGUUAUCACACUUAUUCCUCAUGAACAUACAGAGAUCAAAUCCAAUUAACAUUUCACGUCAUGGGAGAUCGCGACAUAAAUCGCACGAUUUCGAAGACUUGUCUUGUUUAAGGACUACAGAAUCGCACCAGAGCUUCAGUCCCAACCUCGGGUCCCCCAGCCCGCCGGAGACCCCGGACUCCUCGCACUGUAUCUCCCGCAUCGGGGACUACCUUCUGCUGGAGCCGCUGGAGGGAGACCACGUAUUCAGAGCCGCCCACCUCCACAGCGGGGAAGAGCUCGUGUGUAAGGUUUUUGACAUUGGCCAAUACCAGGAGUCACUGGCAGCCUACUUUGCCCUGGGCCAGCACCAGCAUAUUAACCAAAUCCUGGAGAUCUUGCUUGGGGAGACACGGGCCUACGUAUUUUUCGAGAGAAGCUAUGGCGACAUGCACUCUUUUGUCCGCACCUGCAAGAAGUUGCCAGAGGAUGAAGCUGCCAGACUUUUCUAUCAGAUAGCCUCGGCUGUGGCACAUUGCCACGACAACGGACUGGUUCUACGUGACCUCAAACUGAGGAAGUUUGUCUUCAAGAAUGAGGACAGAAGCCUCGUGAAGCUGGAGAGCCUUGAGGACUCAUAUAUCCUGGACGGUCAUGAUGACUCUCUGUCAGACAAGCAUGGCUGCCCGGCCUAUGUAAGUCCUGAGAUCCUCAAUGCCAAUGGCAGCUAUUCCGGUAAAGCAGCUGAUGUCUGGAGUCUGGGCGUCAUGCUUUAUACCAUCCUCGUUGGGCGCUACCCGUUUCACGACGUCGAGCCUGGCUCUCUGUUCAGCAAAAUCCGCAGGGGUCACUUCAACAUCCCUGAAACGCUCACACCCAAGGCCAAGUGCCUGAUCCGCUCCAUCCUGCGCCGGGAACCCGCCGAGCGCCUCACCUCUCGGGAGAUACUGGAUCACCCCUGGUUUGCCUCCUCUGGGGCACUGGGGGUCACUCCAGUGCACGGCAGAGGAGAAAGGGAUCAGGAGCAGAUGGUGCCUGAGGUGAACAUGGAAGAGGAGCUGGAGCAGUUCUUUAGCUGAGCAAACACCAAGCACAAACGGAUGACUCUGCCACGGUCCACUCGCCACGCUCACAGCAGAGCCAAAAACAGUAGUUUAGAGAUUGUAUGGUGAACAUUUGUCACUCAUAAUAAAGGUGUUUCCAUCCUGUUUCCUUUUCCACCAUUUCAUGGAAAACCUUGAGCCUGGCAUGACAAAUGGCAUCUAUACAUCACCUGGCAAUGCACCCUCUCGAACAAGGAUGCCGCCGCCCGACAUGCAAGUUGCAAAUAAUGUAGCAAAUGUUCUUUUUGGAUCUGUUUUGUUUAAUGUGGUGCUCAUAAAGUAGACACUUUCACCAUUUUUUGACACUACGGAAAGCAUGAAGGGACAUAGAACACAAGAAACCAAGGAGAGCAAUUCUGAAUGAACUGAAACAACCUUUCUUAGUUUGUUUUGUUCGUCGUCAUAGCUCGAGGUGAAACCAGUUUUAACCACAGACCCAGUCACAAUCCCGGGUUCUGUCGGUAACCUAAAGUAAGGUCGUCAUAGCUGACCUGGGAUCACUGGUUUAAAAGUGGAGCACCUUUUGGGCUUUUUCUUGUCAUCAUGUUUGACCUUGAUUUUUGCCUCGUUACACUUUUUUUUUUUUUCCGAAUUACAGAAAAUUCCGACAGUCACCAAACUGCUUGACCGCCUUGUUUUCUGUAAUUAGUUUCUCUGCCUCCUCGUACUCCGAAGCCUUUACCACACCAUCCAUCCCCACAUUAUCCUUUCUUUUUGUCUUUGUGUUCUUAAGCUAUUCCAGUCUCUUGUUACUGCUGCUUUAAUGUCACUCCCUUAACCUCAAUCUUAAAACCGUAUUCUUGGUAAGCCUCCAAACAUGGCGUCAUGCACUUGGUGUGUUAGGUGAACGGACAAAUCCACCUCUUUAAAAAAAACAAAAAAAAAAAACAAUUAGCUUCCUCUUAUUUAAAUUCAUUCUUCAGUUGUAGAAAUGAGGACGUAACAUUUAUUUAAAUUGUAACAGUUAUAUAUAAAUAUAAAAAAAAAUAUAUAAAUAGAAAUAUAUAUAUAUUUAAAACUACAUUGCAGGGUUUUUUCUUUAUUCAGAGAUUCCUUUUUCAUGUAUGAUGUAGGCAAUAUCUUGACACAGGACAGGCACAAAGAGGAGAUGUCUGUCUGAAGUUUUAGAGUACAUAAUGUCUUCUGUGCCAGUAUUCCUGUGGCCCGACAGCCCAUGCCACCGGAUCUCCCCCUUUUUUUCUUUUUUCUUUUUUCUUUUUAAAGACUUGAUACAAGCUUUUCAGUGAUAGUAUUGCUAUGACGUGCUCACUCCAGGACCUCAUGUUAGUUUUGUGCUGCCUGCGUAGGUUCUGUGAAAAGGUCAUGCUCGGAAUGGGUACCAGUGGACAUGUUAUGUCGUAUCUCAAUGUUACUUGAAUUAGUGUUUUUAUCUAGUCAUCGGCAUGUGCCCCGAGAAUGCUAUAGCCUGCCAGGGGGAGAAGGGGGAGGGUGGGGGUGCUUGUUUUUUUUUUGUUUGUUUUUUUUGUUUGUUUUUUUUAAGAAAAGUAAAAUGAAAUAUAAAAAAUCUCAAUUUGCUACUUCUCUCUGUUUCUUUUCAAGAAUAAUAAUAAUGAUAAUAAAAAAAAAAACAACCAUUGCUUUUAUUGUUUUGUAGACUGAGCUGCCUUUUUAUUUAAGUUGUUUCUGAUUUGGUGCUAAUGUUUAGUCCUUUUUGUUUCAUGGAGGGGCGGCGUGGUGCAUGGUGGGAUAUCUGCCUCAGAUGUUCUGAUUGUAUUGUAACAGAUUCUGGUGUUUUGUCCAAAUUUCUUCAGUAAAUAAAUUGUGAACUGCUA
Molecule: messenger RNA, 6079 nt
Organism: Solea senegalensis (Senegalese sole)
Lineage: Eukaryota; Metazoa; Chordata; Actinopteri; Pleuronectiformes; Soleidae
Gene: trib2
Product: tribbles pseudokinase 2
Exons: 3
Coding region: 3225-4262 (345 amino acids)
Biological process (GO): regulation of MAP kinase activity; positive regulation of proteasomal ubiquitin-dependent protein catabolic process; protein phosphorylation
Cellular component (GO): nucleus
Molecular function (GO): protein kinase activity; mitogen-activated protein kinase kinase binding; ATP binding
Source: RefSeq, a predicted model, not a curated record